Gadus macrocephalus (Pacific cod) is the source of this 2973-nucleotide messenger RNA. RefSeq names its product exosome component 10 (gene exosc10). Lineage: Eukaryota; Metazoa; Chordata; Actinopteri; Gadiformes; Gadidae. The record is from RefSeq and is a predicted model, not a curated record. Gene Ontology annotation, molecular function: nucleic acid binding; nucleotide binding; 3'-5'-RNA exonuclease activity. Gene Ontology annotation, biological process: nuclear polyadenylation-dependent antisense transcript catabolic process; exonucleolytic trimming to generate mature 3'-end of 5.8S rRNA from tricistronic rRNA transcript (SSU-rRNA, 5.8S rRNA, LSU-rRNA); nuclear polyadenylation-dependent snRNA catabolic process. Gene Ontology annotation, cellular component: nucleolus; nuclear exosome (RNase complex). The coding region runs from base 86 to 2779 and encodes 897 amino acids. The transcript is spliced from 25 exons.
UCCCAAAACACCCGAAGAAGAAGACCGAGGAAGCAGCUCUGCCCACCACGACACACAUGUACACAUCGUACACAUCCUAUCAGACAUGAAGGCUUCGAGGAGAAAAGACCCCUCUAACGGGGGGCCGCAGGCCGAAACACCCACCGAACAUGACGCGGAGGAAGAGGCAGAAGACUUCUGCCCCGGAUACAAGGACGUGGACGCGUUCACCAAAUAUGCAUUGGGUUCAGUGUUGUCAGCCACGAAGGCUUCCGCUUCCUUGCCUCAAACCGGAGAUGACUUCGACUACUAUCGCAGCUUCCCGGGGUUCAGAGAGUUCUGUGAGACCCAGGGAGACCGCCUCCUGCACUGCAUGAGCAACAUCAUGCAACACCAUGGCUGCAGAUCGCACAUACGGGACAACAACAAGCUCACAGGUCUGGAAGAUAAGUUUGACCUACUUGUGGACUCCAACGAUGUCAUCCUGGAGAAAGUGGGCAUUCUGCUGGAUGAGGCGGACGGGGUGAACCGCAGCCAGAAACCUGUCAUGCCCGUGGGGUACCAGCCUCCCAAGAUCGUGGUUUCCAGCUGGAACAGAAAGGGGGCGGACUCCCGGGGUUCCGAGACGUUCCGUCUGCUCCAGGCCCGGAACAUCACCCGGCCGCAGAUGAAGUUCAAAGAGAAAGUGGACAACAGCAACAUUCCCUUCGUUCCCAAGAUCUUCAUCAAGCCCAACGCCACCAAACCUCUUCCAUCCUACUUCACCAACAAGCAGAUCCGUAAGGAGCGUCCCGAAGACCUGGACGUCCCCGCGGCGCUGGCCGACUUCAUCCACCAGCAGCGGACCCAGGAGCACGUGGAGGACAUGUUUGCGCACCCAUACCAACAUGAACUUGACCAUCUGACGGUUCCAGAAAGACUGCUCUCAAAGUCGGAACCUCAGAUGUUCAGGCCCAUGGAGGAGACCAAGUGCUCCUUCAUCGACACCCUGGAGGAGCUGGUGGAGCUGAACGAGACGCUGUGCAAAGUGUCAGAGUUCGCCGUGGACUUGGAGCACCACUCCUACAGGAGCUUCCUGGGCCUCACCUGCCUGAUGCAGAUCUCCACCCGGGAGCAGGACUACAUCAUCGACAGCCUGGAGCUCCGCGGGGAGCUGUACCUGCUCAACGAGGUGUUCACCGACCCCGACAUCGUCAAGGUGUUCCACGGCGCGGACUCGGACAUCGAGUGGCUGCAGAAGGACCUGGGGCUGUACGUGGUGAACAUGUUCGACACGCACCAGGCCAGCCGCGCCCUGCAGCACGCACGCCACUCCCUGGACCACCUGCUCCAGCAGCUCUGCCACGUCAAGUCGGACAAGCGCUUCCAGCUGGCCGACUGGAGGAUCCGGCCUCUGCCUGAGGAGAUGUUUGAGUAUGCGCGGACAGACACCCACUACCUGCUCUACAUCUACGACCGCCUGAGGGGGGAGCUGUUGGACUUCAACCACGGCCAGCCGGCCCUGCUGCAGAGCGUCUGGCACAAGAGCAAAGACAUCUCCCUCAAGAAAUACAGCAAGCCCAUCUUCACGGAGGAGUCGUACCAGGACCUCCAGAAGAGGCAGAAGAGGGCCUUCAACACCCAGCAGCUGUCCGCCUUCAGGCUGCUGUUCGCCUGGAGGGACAAGCUGGGCCGCCAGGAGGACGAGAGCACCGGAUACGUGCUGCCCAACCACAUGAUGAUCAAGAUCGCCGAGCAGCUGCCAAAGGAGCCCCAGGGCAUCAUCGCCUGCUGCAACCCCGUGCCGCCCCUGGUGCGGCAGCAGGUGAUCGAGCUCCACCGCCUGGUGCAGCAGGCCCGCGAGAUGCCCCUCCUCAAGGCGGAGAUCGUGGCACAGACAAAGAAAGGCUUCACCCCGAUUAAGAAGGCGGACGGCUCCCUGUUCGGCCCCCACGACACCUCCAGGACGGCCGAGGCCGAUGGCUCGCUGUGCUUGCCCCACGAGUCGUCCUCCAACGAGCUGCCCGAGAAGAAGCAGGGCACGCUGUUCUCAGAACCAGAACCGGAGACGGACAUGGAGACCCAGUACGACAGCAGUCUGGUCGCUCGCGCCACCGUCACCAUUUUCGAGGACCUGGCGCCCGGGAGCGCGGCGCUAAGCGUGGCCAAACUGAAGGCCGGACGCAUCAUCGAGGCGUUCCAGAACCCCUUCAGAAUGUACCUGCCCUCGGUGGAUGUGCACGUCAACAAAGCCGCCAAGCUGGACCCCUCCUCAAAGGUCUACGAGAUCAGCCAGAGGUGGAAGCUGCAGAGCAUGGAGCAGCAGCAGAAGGAGCAGGAGGCCAAGCGGACGGCCCGGGAGAAGACCAAGGAGAAGGCCCGGAAGGCCGCCGGGGAAAGGAAGAAGGCCAAACUGGACUACCAGCAGUCCCUGAAGGACGUGGCCACCGUCCGCCAGCAAGUCGCCGAGGCGGCGGCGAAGAAGGAGGAGGGGGAGGGGAAGAAGAGGAUGGUCAGCGAGGAAGGACAGUCGACCCCCAGACCCCCCAAGAAGUCCAAGGCCGCGCAGAAGGCCCCGGAGGAGAGCGCGUCCCCCCAGCCAGACUUCAAACCCUUCGACUACAACUCGUCCAACCUCAAAGUCUUUGCCGGAGCCAAUGCCAGGGCCGGUUCGCAAUUUGAUCCAAACAAGCCCUACCACGAUCCCACCAAGAAGAAGAAUCCUCGGAAUAACAGACCAAACCUCGCCGGGAACAAAAGCAUGUCCUACAUGGCUGGGAAGUCUGAUAGAGGAGGACGGCAGAACUGGCCCAAGAGAUAGGUUCCUACGUCUGCUGUCACGAUCCAGUUCAAAUGUUCUUCUUCAAAAGGAAAUUCAUUUAGAAUUUCACAAUGUAUGACUUGACUUUUGUUUAGUAGUUCUGCAUUGUAAAUACCCAUGGCUGAUACAAAACUUUGUUUUCUUUUAUUUUAGAGCUCUUGGAAUCUGAUUAAAAAUGAUUUUUAGAGGAAUAA